AUGCCGCCACAUGUCAGGGGUAAAGGAAAAGGUCCCAUGAGAGGGGGACCAUCCAGUCAUGCCGGACCCUCUCAUAGACGUACGCCUUCAGCUUCAUUCAGCUCCGAUUCACAUGAUGAUUGGAGACAUUCUCUCGAACCAGCGAGACGAUCCGUUUCGCUUAGCACCUUACCUUCCUACCAUCACUCCUUCGGGCUGCUACAACCAGACGAGCCCCAACAUUCACAUCACUCACAGCAUUCGCUGCACUCACACUCAUUUCACCACUCGUCCCAUCAUUCUGAUUCCCAUCGUUCUUACUCACAGGGCCACUUUAACCCUGAUGAUUAUAUCAACGCACCAACAGGAUAUAACCCGUUGGGCCCCGAAGGCCACUUCUUGCAAGAUAUGGAUAUGGAUGAUGAUCCGGAUCCACAAAUGCCACCUUCUGGGACGCCUACGCAUCCCAUUGAUAUUUCUAGCGGUUCUUCUUUUGCGGGAUCUCCCUACCGAGGUCCCGAUACUUAUAAAGAAUGGUUUGGGCAGUGGGAUUUUGUAAACACCCCUUCAUUCCACAACGCUCCACCACAACCUCCAUUAGAGGACCCGCACUUUCAAGCAGUUACACCACCACCUCUACCAGCGGAGGAACCACCUCUGCCACCUCCUGAACCACCAAGAUGGAGGAGAAACGCACACAUGUCCGUGAGAGGGGGACCAAGAAUUAGUUCUCCUCAGGCUUCUAGCAACUACCCUCCGAUUCCAGAAAAUCCACAAAUGGGUGAACCUUUACAUACUGUGCCGGAGAUCGAUACCACACCGGCCACCUUUGCACCACCGCCACCUCCAAUGGGUUAUGAAAACCCAAUACCUACCUACCCAGGUCCGACUGGGUAUAACCCGUUUAAGCCAUAA
This is a messenger RNA of Helianthus annuus (common sunflower), 894 nucleotides long. RefSeq names its product leucine-rich repeat extensin-like protein 5. Lineage: Eukaryota; Viridiplantae; Streptophyta; Magnoliopsida; Asterales; Asteraceae. The transcript has a single exon. The record is from RefSeq and is a predicted model, not a curated record. The coding region runs from base 1 to 894 and encodes 297 amino acids.